This is a messenger RNA of Sapajus apella (tufted capuchin), 3363 nucleotides long. RefSeq names its product dynein regulatory complex subunit 7 (gene DRC7). The record is from RefSeq and is a predicted model, not a curated record. Gene Ontology annotation, cellular component: motile cilium. NCBI's taxonomy places the organism in Eukaryota, Metazoa, Chordata, Mammalia, Primates, Cebidae. The coding region runs from base 533 to 3154 and encodes 873 amino acids. Gene Ontology annotation, biological process: flagellated sperm motility. The transcript has 19 exons.
AACUGGACAGAAAGUAUCUGCCCUCCCUUCCUAUUGCAGAAAGAGAAACUGAGGCACAGAAAGGAGCAGAGAGUGACCCAAGAGUCCAACAGGAGCUAUUGGCAAAGCCAGAGUUCCCAGCCAGGCUCGGUCCUGGCUGCUGGCCUGUGACUCACCUCCCCAAGAGGCCGAGGUGGCUCGGGUGGGUGUGGAGUGGGGAGUUGGGGCCAGCCUUUAUUGGUCCCUUCUGCCCUCUUGUUCCUGGCUUCACCCCAGGGUGGGGAGUGAUGACAAAGCCGGGGGAACUCUGCUUUUUUCUCCUCAGUACUCGCCCCCUUCGCCCUGUGGGUUCCAUCUGUUUUCCUCCUCUCUGGACCCGUUUGCUAACCAGGUCACAUCACAGGGCCACACCUAGCUGCAAGAGAAUCUGGGAGGCUGAGCAAUUCAAACCAGGCACACUGCUGCCCCCCACGCAACUGGGGCACUGCUGUACAGGAGAGGAGACUGGAUCUUUGGAGACACUCCAUCUCUAGACAGCCAGAGACGCUCCAGAAUGGAGGUCCUGAGGGAGAAGGUGGAGGAGGAGGAGGCGGCCGAGCGGGAGGAGGCGGCCGAGCGGGCUGAAUGGGCGAGGACCGAGAAAAUGAUGAGGCCAGUCGAGGUGCGGAAGGAGGAAACCACCUUGACGCAGGAGACGCUCAGAGACCUGGAGAAGAAGCUGUCGGAGAUCCGGAUCCCCGUCUCAGCGGAGCUUCCGGCCUUUACCAAGGACAUCAUUGACAUCUCCAUGUUGCCAGUUUCCUACAAAACCAACACGCCCAAGGAGGAACAGCUCCUGCAGCUGGCAGACAACUUCUCCCGCCAGUACAGCCACCUGUGCCCGGACCGCGUGCCCCUCUUCCUACACCCUCUGAAUGAGUGUGAAGUGCCCAAGUUCGUAAGCACAACCCUCCGGCCCACACUGAUGCCCUACCCUGAGCUCUACAACUGGGACAGCUGUGCCCAGUUUGUCUCUGACUUCCUCACCAUGGUGCCCCUGCCUGACCCCCUCAAGCCGCCCUCACACCUGUACUCCUCGACCACCGUGCUCAAGUACCAGAAGGGGAACUGCUUUGACUUCAGCACGCUGCUCUGCUCCAUGCUCAUCGGCUCCGGCUAUGACGCCUACUGUGUCAACGGCUACGGCUCGCAGGACCUGUGCCACAUGGACCUGACGCGGGAGGUGUGUCCACUCACCGUGAAGCCCAAGGAGACCAUCAAGAGGGAGGAAAAGGUGCUACCUAAGAAGUAUACCAUCAGACCCCCCAGGGACCUGUGCAGCAGGUUUGAACAGGAGCAAGAGAUGAAAAGGCAGCAGGAGAUCAGAGCCCAGGAGGAGAAGCGGCUGAAGGAGGAGGAGGAGCGCCGCAUGGAAGCGGAAAAAGCAAACCCGGAUGCCCUGCACGGCCUGCGGGUGCACUCCUGGGUCCUCGUGUUGUCAGGGAAGCGCGAGGUGCCUGAGAACUUCUUCAUCGACCCAUUCACAGCACGCAGCUACAGCACCCAGGAUGAACACUUCCUGGGCAUUGAAAGCCUCUGGAACCACAGGAACUACUGGAUCAACAUGCAGGAUUGCUGGAACUGCUGCAAGGACUUGAUCUUUGACCUGGGUGACCCUGUGAGGUGGGAGUACAUGCUCCUGGGGACAGAUAAGCCUGUGCUGUCCUUGACUGAAGAUUACAGUGGGAUCAACGAUGAGGAUGACGUGGAAAAUCUCGACAAGGAGGAUGAGGAUAAGAGCUUCGACAUGCCCCACUCGUGGGUGGAGCAGAUUGAGAUCUCCCCGGAAGCAUUCGAGACCCGCUGCCCGAAUGGGAAGAAGGUGAUUCCGUACAAGAGGGCAAAGCUGGAGAAGUGGGCCCCGUACCUCAACCGCAAUGGCCUUGUGAGCCGCCUCACCACCUAUGAGGACCUGGAGUGUACCAAUAUCUUGGAGAUAAAGGAGUGGUACCAGAGCCGGGAGGACAUGCUGGAGCUGAAGCACAUAAACAAGACCACAGGCCUGAAGACAGACUACUUCAAGCCCGGCCACCCCCACGCUCUGCGAGUGCACUCGUACAAGUCCAUGCAACCCGAGAUGGACCGUGUCAUUGAGUUUUAUGAAACGGCCCGUGUGGAUGGCCUGAUAAAGCGGGAGGAGACACCCGGGACAAUGACAGAGUACUACCAAGGACGCUCAGACUUCCUCUCCUACCGCCAUGCCGACUUCGGACCCCGAGUCAAGAAGCUCACUCUGAGCAGCACAGAGUCAAACCCCCGACCCAUUGUGAAAAUCACAGAGCAGUUCCUCCGCAACCCAGCAAAGCCCGCGGAGGAGGACGUGGCAGAGCGCGUGUUUCUGGUCGCAGAGGAGCGCAUCCAGCUGCGCUACCACUGCCGCGAGGACCACAUCACCGCCUCCAAGCGCGAGUUCCUGAGGCGCAGCGAGGUGGACAGCAAGGGCAACAAGAUCAUCAUGACGCCCGACAUGUGCAUCACCUUCGAGGUGGAGCCCAUGGAGCACACCAAGAAGCUGCUCUACCAGUACGAGACCUUGAUGCACCUGAAGAAGGAGGAGAAGCUGUCCAGACAUCAGGUCUGGGAGUCGGAGCUGGAGGUGCUGGAGAUCCUGAAGCUUCGCGAGGAAGAGGAGGAGGUGCACACACUGACCAUCUCCAUCUAUGACACCAAGCGGAAUGAGAAGAGCAAGGAAUAUCGGGAGGCCAUGGAGCGCGUGAUGCAUGAAGAGCACCUGCGGCAGGUGGAGACCCAGCUGGACUACCUGGCCCCAUUCCUGGUCCAGCUCCCGCCAGGAGAGAAACUAACACGCUGGCAGGCAGUACGCCUCAAGGAUGAGUGCCUCAGCGACUUCAAGCAGCGGCUCAUCAACAAGGCCAACCUCAUCCAGGCCCGCUUUGAGAAGGAGACCCAGGAGCUGCAGAAGAAGCAGCAGUGGUACCAGGAGAACCAGGUGACGCUGACGCCCGAGGAUGAAGACCAGUACCUGAGUUACUGCUCUCAGGCCAUGUUCCGCAUCCGCAUCCUGGAGCAGCGCCUCAAUCGACACAAGGAACUGGCCCCACUGAAAUACCUGGCUCUAGAGGAAAAGCUCCACAAGGACCCACGCCUGGGGGAGCUCCUGAAAAUGUUCACUUGAUGUCCCUCCUAGGGCUUCAGCCAAAGCUCCCAGAGAAAGGAAACCUCUUCCUAGGGCCUGGCUCCUGUGCUCCCUCUACCCAGCCAAUGCCUGUUUAUGCAGACACCUGGCCUCACUGCCAGCCCCCCUCUCCCACAGCCCUGUUUGUUCCUGCUUCUCACAAUUUUCCCCUAAAUAAACACACUCUUUAUUUGCCAUUUGUGCCUCUC